This is a messenger RNA of Lactuca virosa, 537 nucleotides long. The record is from the annotation of a GenBank genome assembly. NCBI's taxonomy places the organism in Eukaryota, Viridiplantae, Streptophyta, Magnoliopsida, Asterales, Asteraceae.
AUGCCUUCCGGUCGCGAUCCGUCCACCGAUGUCACACCACCAAGUAUCCGCGAGAAACUCUCUACACUCAUCGCUAUUUCCACCGCUAAUGUCCGCCUUCUUGAUGAAAUUAUCACACAAAUGGUCACCGUCAACACCCUCAUCGGCAUUCAAACCGAGACCAUGGCCAAACUCAUCCUGCAUCCACCACCGAAUCAGCAAGCAAGGCCGUUGUCGCCGACAUCCACACCGCCACUACUGCCGCCACAACAGUCGUUACUGUCACUGCCGCCUCCAAAACCAUUGCAAUCGUCCAUGUCAACCCAACAACAACUUCUAUCGUCGCAACAGCCACCAUCAUUAAUCACGGCACUUUCACCACAACAACAAUUCCUAUCAUCGAUUAUGCCACCCCCGAAAACUACCUACAUAACACUACCGAAAACAAUUCCGGCAAAAAAAACGACCGAAAACAGUUCCAAAAAUACUCAGCGGGCCUCGAGAACGGGGUCCUUUUUAAGCGGAGACAAAUUGAUACGGAUCUCUUGUCAUAGCUAA